CACACUGAUUCGGCAGUUUCUGCUCCUCCUGCUUGUCUAAACCUGGCCUCAGUCCCAAACCCCGCCUCUCAGAGCUGUACACAAUUCCAGGAAAUCAGCACAGUGAAGUUUCUGUUGUGAAAUCGUCAGUCUCUCUGUCUCACUGCAGCAACAAUGGCUUCAAACUUGUGGUCAGAGGAUCAGUUUAGCUGUUCAGUGUGUCUGGAGCUAUUGAAGGAUCCAGUCGCUAUUCCAUGUGGACACAGUUACUGUAUGGGGUGUAUUAAGAACUGCUGGGAUCAGACUGAUCAUACAGGUGUCUACAGCUGCCCCCAGUGCAGAGAGACCUUUACCCCGAGGCCUGUUCUGGGCAGAAACACCAUGCUGGCUGAAGUUGUGGAGAAAUUAAAGAAGACAGGACUCAAUCCUCCUCCUGCUCAAAGUUAUGCUGGACCUGGAGAUGUGCCGUGUGAUUUCUGCACUGGGAGAAAGUUCAAAGCUGUGAAAUCCUGUUUGACGUGCCUGGCCUCUUACUGUGAAACACACGUCAAGCCUCACUAUGAGGGGGCUGCUUUCAAGAGGCACAAGCUGAUCAAUGCAAUUGGAGAUCUGGAGCAGAAGCUUUGUGCUGAACACCAGAAGGUUUUGGAGGUCUUUUGUAGAACCGAUCAGACGUGUAUUUGUGUGUUGUGUACACAAGAUGAACACAAGAGCCAUGAUACAGUCUCAGCUGAGGCAGAAAGGACUGGGAAACAGAAGCAGCUGGGAGAGACACAGACAGAAAUACAACAGAGAAUCCAGGAGAGACUGAAAGAAAUUGAAGAGCUGAAACAGGCUGUGGAGACACUGAAAAGAUCUGCAUGCACAGAAAUAAAGGAAAGUGAGAAGAUCUUUACUGAGCUGAUCCGAUCCAUUGAGAAGAUCCACACUGAGGUUAUUGAGCUGAUUGGAGCUAACGAGAAGGCUGCAGUGAAUCAGGCUGAAGGACGCAUGAAGAAACUGGAGCAGGAGAUUGCUGAGCUAAGGAGGAGAAACGCUGAGCUGAAACAGCUUUCAGAGACAGAGGAUCACAUCCAUUUUCUACAGAAUUUCCAGUCUCUCUGUGCCCCUCCUGAAGCUGGAGACUUACCCAGCGUUACUGUCAAUACAGACAUCUCUUUUGGGGCUGUGAGGAAAGCUGUAUCUGAACUUAAAGACCAUAUUGAGGACUUCUGCAAGGGGGAAUUAGUCAAAAUAACCACAACAGUGAAUGAAGUUGCAGUUUACAGUCUGCAGGCUCCAGAGCCAAGGAACAGAGCUGAGUUUUUAAAAUAUUCCUGUCAGCUCACACUGGACCCCAACACAGCGAAUAGAGAGCUCUGUACGGUGGCCCUGAAGUGCAAAACGAAAAAAAAAAAAACUAGUGUGAAUUUUUUUUAAUAAAGGUAGCAAAAAUAAAAAAAUGUUAGCAUUUUAAAAAAAGGUUGACAAAAAACACAUUGUCAGCAUUUUAAAAAAGGGUGGCAAAAAAAAAAGUUGUGAGCAUUUUAAAAAAGAGUGGCCAAAAAAAUGUUGUGAACAUUUUAAAAGUGUGGACAAAAAUGCGCAUUUUUUUUUUUUCAAGGGGGCUACAAAUAAAAAAUGUGUGCCAGAAAUGACGUAAGAGCACUUCCGGGUCUAAAACAGGAAGUUUUCACAAGAUUAACUGACUUGUUCCGCUUUCUUUUUCGACCACAAUUUUAGCACAAUGUUAAUGGGUAUAUUUGCAAUUGUUUUGUUACAAAAUCUUGCACACUGGUACAGUAUAUGAAUUUUAAAAAAUCAUCACAAGGCUAACAGUAAUUAUAUACCCUAUAUAAUGUAAACAGUAGGAGGGACUUUGUAAUGGGGCAGCAGUGUGGAGUAGUGGUUAGGGCUCUGGACUUCUGACCGGAGGGUCGUGGGUUCAAUCCCAGGUGGGGGACACUGCUGCUGUACCCUUGAGCAUGGUGCUUUACCUAGAUUGCUCCAGUAAAAACCCAACUGUAUAAAUGGGUAAUUAUAUGUAAAAAAUAAUGUGAUAUCUUGUAACGCUUGUAAGUCGCCCCUGGAUAAGGGUGUCUGCUAAGAAAUAAAUAAUAAUAAAAAAAAAUAAUAAUGUGCUUUAGUAUAUGAGGCUCUUACAUGAUUUAACAGGAGUUACCAGUUAAUAUAUUUUACAAUCCUUUCUGUGCUUUUAGAUGUAUUUCUAGUUAAGCUACAGAAGGUCAAUCGGAUCUGAAGAUAAAGAUGUCAAGUCUUAUUGCCCAUUAUUUUGACCAGGGGCAUUCUUAUGAUGCAGUUUUAGCUUUUCUUUCCGAGCUCCAUGGCAUUCAUCUCAGCAUGUGAACCCUGAAAUACAAAUUAAAGAAACAGGGACUUAGCAGACGAUUAAACUAUGCAUCCCAAAGAGACACCAUAACCGCAAUUAGAAAUGAGCUAAGAGGUCCUGGAGUGUUAUUUGGGUACAGAACGAAGUGGCAAGUGCUGAAACAGAAAUACAGGCUAAAUGUAAAAAGAGAGACAGUGAUGAGAGUACUUCCACAGCUAAACCCUAGAGGACACCAAUCAAGAACAGUAAGGCGAUUCGUUCCAAGAGUGUACCACUCACUUGGUCCAAACUACAUUUGGCAUGUGGAUGGCUAUGAUAAGCUGAAACCUUUUGGAUUUGCGAUUAGUGGCUGCAUUGAUGGCUUCUCUCGUCGCCUAAUGUGGUUAACAAGUGGACCAACCAACAACAAUCCAGCUGUCAUAGCUAAUAACUAUGUCAACUGUGUAGUGUCCAACAAAAUUAUUCCAAUGAGACUCCGAACGGACUGCGGAACUGAAAAUGGUACCAUGGCAGCAAUUCAAGCUAUGCUGAGAAGACAUCAUAAUGAUUACCAUGCUGGAAACAGAAGUCAUCUGUAUGGCUCCUCCAUGUCAAAUCAAAGAAUUGAAAGUUGGUGGUCAAUUUUCAGGAAAGGAAGGUAAGCAUGAACAUAUAACAAUCCUCUCUUCGAAUAAUUACCCAAACAAUUGUCCAAUCUUCCUUUAUGCACCUGUAAAACCAACAUGACUCUCUUGCAUAGUGAUCUAAAUCAGGUCCCUCUUAAUACAUAAGGCUAAGUUACCAGGUAGUGAUGGCAGCUCUUUUUCCUUGCAGAUUGGUAUAAUACAUGAUAAAAUACUUUGUCAGAUUUGUCAGGAAUAUACUUCUGAUUAUUGUUUCAUUGUUUUUAGAGCUCAGUUUUGGAUGGAUCUCUUUGGAGACAUUCGUGACUUUGGGCUAUUCAAUGGGAGUCACGAACACCAGUGCCUGCUUCGCUACUGUUUUAUGAAUAUACUUCAGACUGACUUAGAUGAAUGCACUUCCCUUUGGAAUCUCCAUCGAAUUAGACCUUCACGGAUGUCACUCUGUCCCGGGGGCAUACCAAAUUAAAUGUACAAUUGCCGCAAAGAUUUGGAGCCCGAGAUUGUGGAUUCCCAUUGGAUGUACAGGAGCUGCAACAGCUGUCAGAAAAUUACGGAACAGUCAACAUUUGCGGAGAUGAGGCAAUUUACUUUUAUUUGAAUAAUGUUAUUCAACAGUGCAGACUUCCUCAGGCAGAAGAUGUAGAAGCAGCUCUGGAAAAUUACAUACAGCUAAAAGAAAUGUCUGGCAUGUAAAAAAAUAAUAAAGAUUAAAGAGAAACAAAAUAGAAACUAUUUGCCUUUAAAAAAAAAUGUAAUUCUGACAUUUUUCAGCCACAAAAAUAGAAAAUUAACAAAUAUAGCUGAAAACAGCAAUACCCCAAGGCCAAGUAUUCCACCAUACAAAUUAAACAUUGCUGAAAUUCAAUUGGCUUGUGGUGGCCACGUUUUUUUAUACAACUUCUCUUUAACAAACUUGAGACAAUUUCCCCAAGUUUAAGACUGCUAGGUUUAAUUUAAAUAUGCAUUUGAAUAGUUUAAAAUAUUACAGCUAACAAUUCUAGUUUUGGGUCAUUCCAUGCCAACUCAACCGGUGCUGUUGCCUGUCCGUCUCAGAUUUUCCUAGAAAAGUUCGCCUGGGGGUUUCCGACAGGAAGAGUUCAGAAAUGAUAACCAUUUUUUUUUUUUUUAAUUUCCCCAUUCAACCUGUGACCUUGCAAAGGUCAGCCUAAAGUGUGAAAGGGACCUUGAAAAUCACCCUGGGCGCAAUUUAGAUGCUACCAUCAUGUGUAGCACCUUGUUCUACUCGUAUUGAAUAGGGCUUUUGAGAAAAAAAUCCCAGGAGCACCCUACUCAUUCUGUCAAAUUGCCAGACGAGGGGUAACUGACAAGUUUUAUUCGAACUUCAGCCUAACCCUUUACCCUGUAGAGGAUGUGAGUCCUAAAAUGUAAGUAUGCUGCAAGACCCUUAGGUCUUCCAAAUUCUGUGAAAAUCUUUUGGUUUCAAACCCCCUUGAAAUUUGAAUUUUUGCUAUUUGUACUAAGUUUA
Molecule: messenger RNA, 4417 nt
Organism: Acipenser ruthenus (sterlet)
Lineage: Eukaryota; Metazoa; Chordata; Actinopteri; Acipenseriformes; Acipenseridae
Product: E3 ubiquitin-protein ligase TRIM47-like
Exons: 7
Coding region: 154-1398 (414 amino acids)
Molecular function (GO): zinc ion binding
Source: RefSeq, a predicted model, not a curated record